Messenger RNA from Daucus carota subsp. sativus, 1448 nucleotides. RefSeq lists its product as uncharacterized. The transcript is spliced from 2 exons. Lineage: Eukaryota; Viridiplantae; Streptophyta; Magnoliopsida; Apiales; Apiaceae. The coding region runs from base 120 to 1448 and encodes 442 amino acids. The record is from RefSeq and is a predicted model, not a curated record.
CAUCUCUCUCUCUCUCCCUCUCUCCCUCUCUCAUCUCUCUCCCUCCCUCCCUCCCUCUCUCUCUCUCUCCCUCCCUCCCUCUCAUUUCUCUCUGUGUUAGUGUGUCUGCAUGCAUUAAUAUGAAGGCUCAGACAAUGUUACAGCUCUGUGUGUGUGUCCUCCUCUUCCUCUCCGUAGUAGUUGCUGACGGAACUCCGAAGGCUAAGAAGGUGAGAUGCAAAGACAAAAACUUCCCCAGCUGCUACAAAACGCAGCUUCUUUGCCCUGAUUCUUGCCUUCGAACUUGUGAACUCGAUUGUGCUUCGUGCCAGCCUGUCUGUAACGCUUCCUUGCCUUCGUCUCCACCUCCUCCACCACCACCGAAACCACAAAAAGCUAUGAAGGUGAGGUGCAAAGAUAAGGCCUAUAGGCCUGGCUGUUACAACCAGCAGUUUUAUUGCCCUAGCUCUUGCCCUAGAUCCUGUGAAGUUGAUUGUGGUUCAUGCCAACCCGUUUGUAAGAUAGCUCCACCAGUAGCAACUCCUCCACCUCCACCAGCAGUCGCGACACCUCCACCACCACCAGAAACGGAAACUUCUCCCGCGAAGGCCUACUGCAAAAACAAGCACUACCCCCAGUGCUAUCGACAGGAGCAAAAUUGCCCAAGUGCUUGUCCGGACCAAUGUGAGAUUGAUUGUGUCACAUGCAGCCCUGUUUGCGAUUGCAACAAGCCAGGUGCAGUAUGCCAAGAUCCGAGAUUCGUUGGAGGCGAUGGAAUCACCUUUUACUUCCACGGCAAGAAGGACCGAGAAUUUUGCCUACUUUCAGAUUCAAAUUUACACAUCAAUGCUCACUUCAUUGGCAAAAGAAAUAAUAACAUGCAAAGGGACUUCACAUGGGUUCAAUCCCUUGGAAUCAUCUUUGACAACCACCAACUCUACAUUGGCGCGAUGAAGACAGCAAUUUGGGACAGUGCAGUUGACAGGGUGGAGCUAAGCUUUGAUGGUGAACCAAUUUUCCUACCCGAAGGCGAAGGUGCUCAAUGGAAGCCUAAAUCUGCACCUGAAGUUUCUAUCACAAGGUCUCGCGAUACUAAUGCUAUAGUCAUAGAAGUGGAAGGCAAUUUCAAGAUUAAAGCAAAUGUAGUGCCGAUUACUAGCAGAGAUUCGCUUGUGCAUAACUAUGCCAUUACAAGUGACGAUUGCUUUGCUCAUCUUGAUCUAGGAUUUACGUUCUACUCAUUGAGCAACGAUGUCAGUGGCGUGCUAGGCCAAACUUAUGCUGGAAAUUAUACUAGCAGGGUUAAGAUGGGGGUGACCAUGCCAGUUUUGGGUGGUGAUAAAGACUUUGCCUCUUCUAGUCUCUUCUCUGCAGAUUGCGCGGUUGCUAGAUUCAAUGGUCUUCUAGAUUCGUCGACGAAUAUUGCAUCAAGUGGAAUCAAUGGACGUGGUAUCAUCUUCAGGAAAUAA